Megalobrama amblycephala (Wuchang bream) is the source of this 2362-nucleotide messenger RNA. RefSeq names its product steroidogenic acute regulatory protein (gene star). The record is from RefSeq and is a predicted model, not a curated record. Gene Ontology annotation, molecular function: cholesterol binding; cholesterol transfer activity. The coding region runs from base 843 to 1844 and encodes 333 amino acids. Lineage: Eukaryota; Metazoa; Chordata; Actinopteri; Cypriniformes; Xenocyprididae. Gene Ontology annotation, biological process: intracellular cholesterol transport; steroid biosynthetic process; regulation of steroid biosynthetic process. The transcript has 7 exons. Gene Ontology annotation, cellular component: mitochondrion; mitochondrial intermembrane space.
CAUUUCAACAGUCUGAGGCUGUUCCACAUCUCCUGAUUAGAAGUUUGUCUGAUAAAGGUUAAGGCCUGAAGUAUAAAUUACUUUGAAGGACGCAGGGUUGUGGGUUAAGGUAGUUUCACUCAUAAAGCCACUUUCCCCCACAACAUAUUGCUUAAAUGUUCUUGAACAAGUUGAUUUUACAUCAAGCUAAAAACCAACGAGUCAUUAAACCAAUAUUUUCAUAGAACUAGGAAAGUUUCCAUUGCCGUUGUGUCCAAGGCUGUCAGCCCGGCCUCUUAAUGUUGUCAUUGAUGGAGAAUUGAUUUGUUGCAGCUUUGAUGUGAGUUUAUAUAUCACAGCGUGUAAUAAGAUGUAACCUGGAUUUGCAGAAUAUGGUAUUGUUGAAAGGUAACAUUAAAAGUGGCCACUCAGCUUUAUUUUUGGAGAAGCCACUAAUUACCUCAUUUUUUGGGAUGCCACCAAGUAAUGAUGUCAUUUUAUUUGACCCCUUGGACUUAUGAUGAUGAUGAUGAUGAUGAUUUUGUCACAUUAUAAACUUGACCUCUUGAACUAAAUCUGUAAUGAAACCAGGCAAGCAAGUCAUGUGUGACAUUUUGAGAGUUUCCGGCUUAUCAAAUGUGAAAAUAUAUCUGUAUAUAAGUUUAGUUGUACUGUACUGUUUGUUGUGACUCGAAAAAGGAAGAAAAAAAGACAUAAGUGAAAACAGUACUAACCAGUGUUCUGUGUGGGUAGUUUUCAGGCACUAGCCGUUAUCUGUAACAAUAUGUUUAUAGUGGUAACAGAUAGGCCGUCAUGUUCACUGCACAUCCUUGACACACAUGGUCGCCCCCGUGCGUUGAGUGAUGGUGCUGUUUUAUCUGCGAGGUGACGAGAAUGUGACCUUGUCUGAUGGGGCUAUAAAGGGGCCAAAGCAUCCAACUGUUCUUCAGAUUCCACUUCUAACUCACCGUGCCUGCAUUUCAUUUAUCAGUAAAGAAAAUUUUAUAAUGUUGCCUGCAACGUUCAAACUGUGUGCUGGCAUUUCCUACAGGCACAUGAGAAACAUGACAGGUCUGAGGAAGAAUGCAAUGGUUGCAAUCCAUCAUGAGCUGAACAAGCUUUCUGGACCUGGACCUAGUGCUUGGAUUAACCACAUCCGAAGAAGGAGCUCCCUGCUCAGCAGUCGGAUUGCAGAGGAGACGUACAGUGAAGCUGAGCAGUGCUAUGUGCAGCAGGGACAAGAAGCUCUGCAGAAGUCUAUCAGCAUCCUCAGUGACCAGGAUGGCUGGCAAACUGAGAUUGAGACUGUCAGUGGGGAUAAGGUGAUGAGUAAAGUAUUACCGGACAUUGGGAAGGUUUUUAAGUUGGAAGUAAUGCUGGAACAGCAAACAGAUGACCUUUAUGAAGAGCUUGUGGAUAACAUGGAACAAAUGGGGGAGUGGAAUCCCAAUGUCAAACAAGUCAAGAUUCUUCAGAAGAUCGGUCAGGAUACUAUGAUCACACAUGAGAUUUCAGGUGAAACACCUGGAAAUGUAGUGGGCCCACGAGAUUUUGUAAGUGUCCGCUGUGCCAAGCGCAGGGGAUCUACAUGCUUUCUUGCUGGGAUGUCCACUCAGCACCCUGGAAUGCCUGAAAAGAAAGGAUUUGUGAGGGCUGAGAAUGGACCCACCUGUAUUGUGAUGCGACCAAGUGCAGAUGAUCCCAAUAAGACAAAGUUUACCUGGUUGCUUAGUUUAGACCUUAAGGGUUGGAUCCCAAAAACUGUCAUCAACCGGGUACUUUCUCAAACCCAGGUGGAUUUCGCAAAUCACCUCAGGCACAGAAUGGCAUCCAAUGGUAGUGUGGAAGCAGCCAUUGCCUGCUGACGUCUACAUUUAUACCCUAUAAAAACACAGAUGUCAUAACACAAGCAGACUCUUUUCAGGGUCAAGCUCAUCCUACCCAAAGCUGUCACACCCAUUCCAGCCCACACUUGUAAACAUUUCACACAGAUGCAGAAGUUAAAUUGUCCAUCGAAGCAAUAUGCUGCUCUUUGCUGUUCAAGCCACACCAUUUUAAAUGUUUUCACAUGCACAGAACUAUAAUAACUAAAACAUUUAUGCUGUAGGUUACUGGAUCAUUGUAAUGGAGGUUUAGUAAGUUUUGAUUUUAAACUGAUGGUAAAUUCAGUUGACUUCCUCUGUCACCUUCAUUUUGUGGCUUUAACUUCCUUUUAUUCACUCAAAUACUUCUGCAGAACACCACUUACUAUUUUUGGGUUAAUUAUUUCCUGUUUUAUCAUUUUUUGUGUAAAAAAAAAAAGUAUUUAUUUUAAGUUAAUAUAAUUAUUGCAUCACCCUGGAAAAGGAUGUCUGCUAAAAGAAUGUUCAUUAAAACAAUUAAA